This is a messenger RNA of Stereum hirsutum FP-91666 SS1, 384 nucleotides long. Its product is annotated as cytochrome bd ubiquinol oxidase subunit. The coding region runs from base 1 to 384 and encodes 127 amino acids. Lineage: Eukaryota; Fungi; Basidiomycota; Agaricomycetes; Russulales; Stereaceae. Gene Ontology annotation, biological process: mitochondrial electron transport, ubiquinol to cytochrome c. The record is from RefSeq and is a predicted model, not a curated record. The transcript has 4 exons.
AUGUUCGGACCUCUGGGCUUCUCGCUCGCCCCCAUUGUGCGCAAGUCGCCCACCCUUUUGAGCUGGACUAAGCCCUUCGCAAACUGGUACGUGGACAAGAUGGGCUACAGGAAAGUCGGGUUCAAGUAUGACGACCUCCUUGUUGAGGAACGUGACGAUGUCCAGAGGGCUCUUGGCCGUCUCACACCCGCCGAAGCGUAUGACCGUGCAUUCCGCCUCAAGCGUGCCUCUCAAGCUAGCGUCCAACACAAAGAUCUUCCCAAAGACCAGUGGACUAAGCCUGAAGAGGAUUCGCGCUAUCUCAAGCCUCACGUGGUUGAUGUCGCGCAAGAGAAUGCUGAGCGGGCUACCUGGGACACCAUGGAGGUUUCGAGGAAGCGGUAG